AUGCUUUUAUCCAAAUCAUUAAUUUCGAGAUCCUUCUUGAUAACUUCUCUUAUAGUCUUUUUGGGUCUUCCUCUUCCUCGAAUUGUUUGUCUUCUCUCCACCUGGUCUACUCUCCUUACUACAGAGUCUACAGGUCUUCUCUCUACAUACCCAAAUCACCUAAGUCUAUUUUCCACCAUCUUCUCUACAAUAGGUGCUACUCCAGCACUCUCUCUAAUAAUUUCAUUUCUAAUUUUAUCCCGUCGAGUCUUACCACACAUCCACCGCAGCAUCCUCAUCUCCGCUACACCUAUUUUAUUCUCAUGUUGGUUCUUAACCGCCCAACAUUCUGUUCCGUACAAAAUCGCAGAUCUUACUGCAGUCCGAUAA
Messenger RNA from Vicia faba (fava bean), 369 nucleotides. The record is from the annotation of a GenBank genome assembly. Lineage: Eukaryota; Viridiplantae; Streptophyta; Magnoliopsida; Fabales; Fabaceae.